Molecule: messenger RNA, 4209 nt
Organism: Mesorhabditis spiculigera
Lineage: Eukaryota; Metazoa; Nematoda; Chromadorea; Rhabditida; Rhabditidae
Source: the annotation of a GenBank genome assembly
AUGUCAAACGAUUUAUCUUGUAAAGAAACAUUGAAUGUCGAGGACAGUUCUGCCAGGGCAAUCGUUCAAAAUAUGGCGCAUAAUCAGCAUCCAGCCGCCCGAGCUGCUGCGUCACAGAUGCCCCAACAAGGACCCUUACAGAUUCCUCAUCAGCUGAUCGCACAAGCCAGUAUGGCGUCGCCAGCUGUGCAGCAAGAUCUGGUAGCCCGUUUCAACCAGCCAGCGAAUCUCGCAAACAUCAUUUCCAUGGGACAAUCCGCCCCGAACUUGAGUACCAUCGGACACACAGUACUGCAGCAGCAUCUCCUCAGUCAAAUGCAGCCUGCGGAGCGUGAGCGGCUAAUGGCCAAUCUUCAAAAUCUGCAGUCCCAGCCGGGAUUGUAUAUUCUCCAGCAACAACAACAGCAACAGCAGCAGCAGCGACAGCAAACGCACCACCAACAACAUCAACAGCACCAGCAGCUUCAGCAGCACCAACAUCAACAGCACCAACAGUUGCUCCAGGCCGCCCAGCCUCAACAAGUCGUCCAUCAACAGCUUCAGCAGGUCCAAUUGCAACAGCAGCAUCGAUCACAACCCGUGCAGCAAUCGAGGAUUGUGCAGAAUGUGAAACGCCCACCACCUGCAAAAACAGCUACAGCCAUUGCGCAAAGCUCGCAACACCCUCUAGCUCGACCUCCUCCACCUAGCACUCCUCCAACCCCUCGCUAUGACCAUAUCCAUGCCGAUUAUAAACGGCUGCUGGCUGCCACCCAGCAGGCCGCCGAACAACAGGUAUUUCUUGAAGCACAGCGGAUAAAUGAAGCCCGAGCAGCUGCCGCACAAAAGGCUGAAUAUGAAGAGCAGCAGCGGAAAUUGGCCCAACAGCAGGUCUUGAAUUACGCAAAUGGACUUGCCGCGCAACACCGGAAUCCGAUUGUUGCAACUUCUCAAAUGCACCAGCCGCAACCAUCGAACGUACAACACCAACAGGCUGCUAUGAUUCAGGAGCUUCUGGCUGGUAUGUCAAAUCAUUCGACGCUGGAUCACGCCCGAGAACUAUACCGUCGGAUCACGGAUCAGCUACAGCAACCGGGGCAGGAAAUGACACCAUCCCCCCAGCCUCAACCGCAAAUUCAACAACGCCCACCACCGCAGCAGACCUAUCAACAAUCACAAAUCACCUCGCAGCUCUUCGCGAGAAUGGGCGGUAACCAUGUGGAUUUGAGCAACAUGACGGCGUCGCAUGCUCUUAGCCAAACCGCGCAACAACUGCACCAAGCUGGUCUUGGUCAGCCAACAAGUAUCUAUCAGCAGCAGGCGAUGCCCUCAUCAUCACAGGAGACCCUGUUCUCCCCGCCGAGGAUCCCCCAUGCCACCCCUCCACAUCAUAUCAUACAAAAUACUACGUCGAGUCCCAGGCCUCAGCCAUCUAUUUUGAGACGUAGAGGUGACGCAGGUCCAAGUCCUAGUUUGAAGCGGCGGUUAGAUGAUUCGCGACCUACGUCUGGAAAUGGGAUAGCCACUCCUCCAGAUAUGAAAGCACCCCAUCGUGCUCUUCAAUUCCCAGAUGACAAUCGAGAAUCACCAUACGAUGAUAAUGGCGAAUCCCCGAAAAAAAGGAAUCGGAAGCAAACCUUCGAUACCGAAACAAAUGAGCUCAAGCUGUACCAGCACCUAGCCACCCCGAAAGCCCCGCAGCCCAAACGCCGCGGCCGGCCACCAAGAUCCGAAACUGAGGCCAAGCUCCUCGCCCAGGCUGAGCUGGAACGGUAUCGCAUAGCGCAGAUGAAGCAAGACACCGGCAUUCCGAAGGUCCCACUGCAAGGACCGCUAGUCAUCGAAACCACACGAGUGAUUGUCGACCAGCCGUGCUCCUCAAAAUCUCUUCCUCCCGAGCAACCUGAGUCCCCAAAAUCAACAAAGCCCCUCAUCCCAGAUCUCUCGUUUUUGGAGAAGGAUGAAGCGGAUGCUGUAAUGGCGUUAGUAAACAUUCGUGAAGAGAAAGCGCAAAAAUUAUACAACCGGGAAACAGCGGUGAAGACACUGCUAGCGUUCAGUGGUCCCUUCGAGGAAUGCUUACCAAAACGUGAGAAGCUGCGGGAAGCUAGGCUAGAAAUGUCGAGGAUGAAGUUCAAAACCAACUCCGAGCUUGGCAAGAUCGGUCCCUUGACACCAUUUCGGGAGUUCGACACUAAUACGAUUCGCUUUGAAGAUUUGCUACGUGAGCAAUUGAUGGCGGACGAGGUGUUCAACACAGCCUCUGAAAGUGAUAAGAAGAAGAUCCGAAAUGUCAGGGCAGCUCAAGAACCGUUUUGGAAGCAGCCAAGUCGUGCUGAAAUCGGGCUUGAAGGCGCAUUAACAUAUGAUCAGUUGUCUGGGUCUGAGAAGAUGCCGAAGGCUUGGAGACCUUCGAAAACAGGUGCGUUAGGAAGAUUCAAGGCGCACGACCCAUUCAAAAAGCCGAUGCGUCAAUUACGGGUUGCUGAGCGGGAUUUUGCAACCUCAUACAAUGCCUUGACCAUCCCUAAACCCCGACCAUCAUCAAGGCAAGAAGAGUUGAUCUUCGUCGAAGAUGAUCCCGCCGAUGAUAUAGAAUCCGAACCGCUGUUACUGCCUGUAGGAAUAGCUGGCCACAAAUUAGAGGAAAAGGAAGGAAUGAGCACACAGAUUGGGAACGCCGUCCGAGAGGUCGUGGAUUGUAUGAUGCAUGCACUAUCCCAAGAGGAUUCCCGAAAACCUUUUAAACGGAAAGGAAAAGAUUGUACAAAGCGCCUUGCAUACGUCCUGAGUGCACUUCCGGACUAUGAUGAGGAAGCAGAUAUUUCAUACAAGCCGAAUAAAGGAGAAAUGGUCUGUUCGUGUGAUCUGUUGGAUCCUCUGCCCAAAAAUAUGCUAAAAUGCGAAGCCUGCAAGCCAUUGGUGACUCGAUCCACGAAUUACAACUCGAAGGAUGGGAAAGUCAAGCCUGUAGAUGUCUCCAACUAUGAUUAUCGGGUCUUUUGGCAGCUAAAAGAAGAUUGCUUGCUCAAUUUCGCUCGGGGCUCUAAAGCCAUUGUGCUGAACUACGCCGAGAUGCUAAAGCAGUUCAAGCCCGACUGGUAUCGAAGGAUGACGCUCGAGCAGAAAAUGGAUAUUGCCCCAACCGACCUAAGCGAAAUUGCUGAAUGGAAAAAGGUCCGAAGGAUUGAGACGUUCAUCUGCGGAUAUCCAUAUUUGCUGCCGGAAAAGCCAGUGAUCUACAAUGACCAGGUGUUGGAGAUGCCGGCUCGACACCAUAUUACGGAAACAAUGGCGUCGACAGCACCGUUCCGAGCAUUGGCCGGUCCAAACUCUGAUAACCCCGCAGGAGUCGAGAAAGACAGGGAUUGGAAACCACUGCGAUGGCCGGUGCCUGUCUUAGCCGAUGAUAUCAAACCCCUGAAUAUGUACGAUACAUAUCGGCUUCGCAUGGGACUCAGCCUCGUGGCAGAGUUGGAGCUGGACGUGAACAUCUGGCUCGAUGAAUACUCGUCACAUGAUUUCUGGGAGGGCACCUUUGACAAACCUCUAACCGAGGUAGAGACAAGUUUCCGCAAGCCCAAGGAGCUGGAGCAUAAGCCAUAUCUCGGAAUUUCCCGUCGAAAGCGAGUCUUCAACCGCAAAGGCGAACGUUACCGUGGUACCUAUGGUCUGAAUGGAGAUGACGACACUGGCGCCGAAGUCGUCGAAAGUGAUUUGUCUGACGAGGAAGAGAUGCAGCUCAAUGAAAGUGAGAUCAAGAGCGAGGUCCCAGACGAGUCUAACGGCAAUGAUCUAUUGACGCCACCACCGAUGGAAGUUUCUAUGACUGAGGUCCUAUCAGUCGAAGAUGAAAAACCGUCGGAAAAUCUCAACAGUUCCCCACCAACACCUGUUCAUGUAAGGAGUUUUGCUAGAAAGCCUCGAGCAGCCGGACCGCGUGUUCAUGAUUUAACUUUUGCUGAUGCUCCGGAAGAAAAGGGUACUUUCGAAAUCGCACAACGUCUUCGCGCCAAAAUGGAGGCCCACGUCGACUUCAUCAGAGAACCGCUGGCCGGUUACCUUCAGUCGAUGGAAAGGGCUGUGGACGUCCUAACGCAAAAUAUGCAAAUUUAUCGCGGCGACGUGUGGCAGAUCCCCGAGCACGAGCUCGAGCCCGAGGAGCCCGAAAAUAAUGCCACCGAUAAUGACGAUGAGGAAGGCGACUCAUCCGGCGAAUCCACAACCUAU